Molecule: messenger RNA, 3300 nt
Organism: Amoebophrya sp. A25
Lineage: Eukaryota; Dinophyceae; Syndiniales; Amoebophryaceae
Source: the annotation of a GenBank genome assembly
CUUGCAGGUAUCGUUGGCAGAAGCAAGAGGUUGGAUGUCGGAAACGUCGGAUUUUGAACAUCUACAACUUCUUGCUUCAUCUACUUCUUCGACUCCUCCUGCAUCUUCUAAAUCUAGUGGUACUAGCACAACGAUUUCGCCGCAUGCCCAAUUGGAGGCCUUAGAAGCAUUGGGGAUGGGCGCUGUGGCGGCACCGAACUACACGACGACUGAGCAGGGAAGCGUGACUGCCGAGAAGUUGUUUUCUCAACUUUCGGACUACAACGGUUUGAUCGUAUUCACUAAGAACGAGAACGAUACGGAUACCUUCCUCGUGGGCGCAUUGAAGGAGCAGGAGGACAAAGCUGCUUCUACUUCAUCUUCUGGAGAAAAGAAGAUGAAGAAUUACGAUCACAUGCUAGCCUUGCGCUGCGAUUCUAAGGACGGGGCGACCCUGCGAGUAACUUCUAUGCGGCAUUUGACCCAAGCGGUUUUGGCGAGAGCCGCGGUUGACAGUAAAGACAAGGAUCCUUUGAUCGUUCACCCGGACGGCAUUGAUUCACUGCUUAUGUGUCCCAAGGACAACACCACUCAAGCAGCGAACUUGGUUGAGCAGUCUCCGUGGGCGCUUGUGAAUCCGAGCUGCGCGGCAGCAGUUGCGGCGCAAGACUGGGGAAACACGCGCAUGCUGAAACUGAAUGAGGGCGAUGUUGUGCUCAUUGACCGAUUUCUGGCAGAUGUUGAAAUAGUCGGCGAUAAUGCAGCAAGAACUAGUGUGGUAUACGAUGGCACGUCUCUUCUAUCUGCCUCAUGCUCAGAUGCGACCAGCAAAGAGAGCCCUCUUCUUUCAACUGACUCUACAUCAAGUACUAACCAUCUCCUUUGGAGUCAGCAAGCGAAAAAGUCACACGACUGGGAGCUGCGACAGCGCUCAUCGCCUAAAAACUACGUGCAUAGCUUUUCGAUUCUGACGCCACUGGAAAAAGACAUUGCUCUCAAGGACGAUAUGGUUGCAGCGCACAAACUGAUUUCGCAUUUUGAUAUGGACGAGCUCGUCUGGAACCACAUAUCGGCGCGCUCAUUUGCACGACCACACCGCUUCUUUAUUUCCAAUGGGGACAAGAUUUAUGAUGGUGAAGAUUCUAGUGCUAUCUAUGUCAGAGUAGUUUAUAGCACGCAUGGUGCAUGGAGUAGCAUGCAGUGCAUGGAGCGCAGAGCUUUAAGGGGCGCAAGAAGCUCCCCCUUUAGCUCCAUGCUACUCCAUGUGAUCCAUGCACUCCAUGCCGUGCGAGCCGUGAAACCUUAUCAAUUUCUCUGCUAUGUAUACCUCCUUCCGAGUUCGCUUACUUAUUUGGUUCUGCUGUCUUUGUCUACUCCACCUUGAAGUUUUGCUUUUUGUCUUUACAAUAGGGAGCAGCUCAACAACAGCAACACCUUCGUCCUUUCUGCUCCCUUCCUCUUGUCUACUUACUCCCUUCCUAUCAAUUCUUUCAUACUCUGUUCACGACAAUGACUCCACGAGAUAUGGUGUUGGACGGCCAGGGGUCGAAUAAGACGGGUCAUGUCAUCCACUCUGCCGUGUAUCAGGCGAGGCCAGAUGUUGCGGCUGUCGUGCAUGCGCAUUCUCCCGCUGUUGUGGCUGUAUGUUGCCUCAAAAAUGGACUGGAGUUAUGACGAAUAACCAAAAAGUCGUAGUCCUUGCUCAUCAUCUGGUCUUUCUUUUUCCUAGUUAGGUCUGCACCACCCCAAAUAUAAGUAGAAGGAACAAGAUGGUAGUACUAGUCUCACUGCUCGAGUACUACAACUACAACACUGUGUUGUCGCAACAACACAACAACUGUGUCUCCUCAUCCCCCUCUAAACACAUUGCUAGACCAGCGUGGCGGUGCGCAUCUUGGCAAAAUCGUUUACUACGAUUGGCAAGGCAUUAGUGAUUCGGCCGGCGAGUGCAGAUCCAUUAUGGAUUGUGCGGCCGUGUCUGGGGACAAUGUGAACACAAUUUUGAUGCGACAUCACGGCGCGCUGGUCCUCGGGAGAAAUGUUCGAGAGGUAUUGGAUGAUUUCUUUGUUGGACUCGUUUUACAUUUCCCUGUAGGGGUACUACAAAUCAGCGGUGGGCAACAGAUGAAACUUGCUCGUUUCUUAUGAAAAAUAACCCCGGUUAUUAAGCUGAAUAAGGUUAUUCUCGAAUUAGUACUAUUACAGGCCUUCGUAAACUAUUUCUAUUUGGAACGUGUUUGCCAGACGUGGCUGGAAGUCGCUUCUACUGGCCUGGAAAUGGAAUGGCCGAAUUUAGAUGUGGCUCGCCAAAGUGCCGCUUUCUUCGACUACCCCGAAUAUCGUCCAGGAAAUAAGGAGUGGCAGCCGCUCCUCGACUAUCUGGCGUUAAAGGAAAAAGGUGGCGCUGGAGGUUUAACGGGCGGAAAAAAGUAAACCACGUCUAAAAGUUUUCUUCUUCUUGCAUAUUACCUUUAACGAUUUGCAAAAUUAAGGAUAUAACUACAAUUAGAUGGGCUUCCUGCAUCAUACUACGCGUACUAAAAUUUUGUACUUGAUGACAUGAGCAGGCUCCACCUCUUUUAUCUUUCGUCCUCAUCGUCGUACUACACGAGGAGAUAAAAUGAAGAGCAUAUUAUAUUUCCGUGUCUACUUUGCAGUAUUUUUGUUAACUGGUUUUAAUACAUCUUCCCACCAAAAAAUGCGCUUAAGCAUAAACAUGAUUCGUCUCUUCUUAGUUUCCUAGUGCAGGGCUAGUUCUCUGUCUUUAAUUAAUCACCGUCUAACUCUUCUCUCUUCUUAGUAUUACUUAGUUUCUUAUCCUUUGUUGAUAAAAUGCCGUCCCCUUUCGCGGAUCGUCAUACGAGGCUUUUGUAAUUGUGCAAGAAUAAAUGCACUAAUUUUAACGCCAACAGCUUUGAUGAAGGUGAAGCACCUAAAAGUUUUGACCGUCCUGUUGCAACCUAGAUAUAGAUAGAUUCAUAUCGACAUAAAUAGUCGUGUUCUGACACAAAAUGAACGACGUAGAGAUUCUUAGAAGAUACACCAAAGAACUCUGAAAAAAUUCUAAAAAAAAUUCUAGCACUAGCUAUCCAACCAACAUCAGAAUGAAGAAGUGAUGGCAUUCCGUCAUUCCUUCUCCAGAGGACCCUCGUGUUGAUAUCGGGGAAGAUCAUUCGAAUUCUAAACCCACCACAAGCUCAAGCACAACUUUGAAUAAAAAAUAAGUGACAAGACAGAGCAAGACUAAAUAGACCUAGAACUACAUCAACAAACUGCCUACUCUACUGCUUCUGUUUCAUUGAAUCAAUCGACACCGUGGUG